Cinara cedri is the source of this 973-nucleotide messenger RNA. The record is from the annotation of a GenBank genome assembly. NCBI's taxonomy places the organism in Eukaryota, Metazoa, Arthropoda, Insecta, Hemiptera, Aphididae.
ACCAUUUUGAUAAAAUGAGUUCGCUAGUCUGAAUUACGUACACAAUAUUAUAUUUUCGAUUGUUUUGUGAUUAAAUAUUAAAUAAUAUUCAUAUUUUUAUUCGUGCCCAGUUUAAGAUUUAUUUCGUAAUUUUGUGAUUUUAUUUAAAAUGGCAGAUCCUUUGACGUUCCUACGGACGUAUAAUAUUAAUAAAAAAGAAAUCAUAAUUAAGGACAAUCACAUAUUAUUCGGUGACUUGUCUUGGCCAAAAACUGUUAAUACAAACUUCUUGAUGUAUGGGUAAGUACAUAUUGUGUAUUAAGUGUGGAAUUGUUGAUGUUUACAAAAGUUUACAAAUAAACUACAAGGGUUAUAUUGAUUGGUAUGUUUUUUUUUAGUUAAGUUCAAACUUAAAUUAAUGAAUAUCAUAUAUCCUUUUAUUUUUAUAAAUGAUAUGUUUAAAUAAUAUAUUUGCUAUAGGUCUGGUAAAGAUGGUUCACCAAAAGAGUAUUAUACAUUAGAAUGUCUAUUAUUUUUAUUGAAAAAUGUAACUCUUACCCAUCCAGUAUAUGUGCGACAAGCAGCUGUUAGUAAUUCGUUAUUGGUCAAUACUUAAUUAUCUUCUUUGAUUAAUUUACUUUUGUUGAACUAUAUUUUUAGGCCGAAAAUAUUCCAGUUGUACGAAGACCCGACCGAAGAGAACUUUUAGCUUAUUUAAAUGGUGAAUUAACUGCAUCUGCUAGUAUUGAUCGGAGUGCUCCACUUGAAAUUCCAACUCAGGUUUCAUUUAUAUAUACUUUUUAAUUUUAUUGUUAUGCUGUGUCAUACUUUGAUAUUUUGUAUAGGUUAAGCGUAGUGCUGUUGAUGAUGUUCAAGAAUCAGUUGCGAAAAAACCUCGCAUGGAGGAUACUUUACAAGUUCAAAGAGUUAAACAACAAUUGGCUGCACGAUUGGAUGCUCCAAAAGAAUCGGCUGUUAAUGUUGAUAAUAUUAA